Juglans regia (Persian walnut) is the source of this 3492-nucleotide messenger RNA. RefSeq names its product probable LRR receptor-like serine/threonine-protein kinase At3g47570. The coding region runs from base 1 to 3492 and encodes 1163 amino acids. The record is from RefSeq and is a predicted model, not a curated record. Gene Ontology annotation, biological process: protein phosphorylation. The transcript has 6 exons. Gene Ontology annotation, molecular function: protein kinase activity; protein binding; ATP binding. NCBI's taxonomy places the organism in Eukaryota, Viridiplantae, Streptophyta, Magnoliopsida, Fagales, Juglandaceae.
AUGGCCGACCAAACUACUUGUUUCCUCAUCCUCCAUUUUCUGUCAGUACUGCUUCUCAUGUCUUGUUUAACUACUGAUGCAAAAAUUCUGAACAUCACCACUGAUCAAUCUGCUCUUCUUACCUUGAAAGCUCAUAUUUCUUAUGACCCUCACCAUAUUUUGACAAAAAAUUGGUCCUCCAGUACUUCAGUUUGCAAUUGGGUCGGUGUCACCUGUGGUUCCAGACAUCAUCGGGUUAUAGCCUUGAAACUUUCUAACAAUGGUCUUGUAGGAACCAUUCCUCCGCAUAUAGGAAACCUUUCAUUUCUUGUCAACCUAACCAUCAGCCAGAAUAGUUUUCAUGGCUCAAUGCCUAACGAAUUGUCUCAUCUUUAUCGCUUGAAACUUUUGCAUUUCGGAUACAAUGAAUUCAGUGGAGAAAUCCCGUCAUGGAUAGGAUUGCUAACAAAACUUCAAAUUUUAAGUCUUGUAACCAACAAUUUCAAAGGAAAACUAUCACCCGAAAUAGGGAACUUAACAAAGCUCACAUUUUUAUUUCUUGGCUUCAACAACUUCGAAGGUGCAAUACCUAGUGAAAUUGGUAAUUUGCAGAACCUAGAGAAUUUCAAUUUAGGAAAAAACAAUUUUGUUGGCACAAUUCCACUGGAGAUAUUCAAUAUCUCAACAUUACAAAACUUCAGUGUAGGAGGUAAUCACCUCUCAGGCACUCUUCCAUCAGAUCUGGGCCACUUCCUUCCAAAUCUCAGGGAGAUUUAUCUUGGGGGGAAUGAACUUAGUGGAACGAUUCCAGCCUCAAUCUUCAAGAUGUCUACCUUGCAAAUAAUUCAUCUUACAGAAAACAAGUUUUCAGGUCCAAUGCCCUCCUUUUUGUUCAACAUGCCUUCACUGCAAAUUAUUGAUCUCAGCAAUAAUACGCUAUCUGGUACACUACCACUGGAAGUAGGGAACUUAACCAUGCUUACAGAUUUAUACCUUGGGAAUAACAAAUUCAAAGGUAGUCUCCCACCCUCUUUCUUCAAGUGCAAACAGCUGCAAUAUUUAAGUUUGGGGGCUAAUAAUUUCAAAGGAAAACUAUCACCCGAAAUAGGGAACUUAACCAAGCUCAUAGAUUUAGAUCUUGACUUCAACAACUUCGAAGGUGCAAUACCAAGUGAAAUUGGUAAUUUGCAGAACCUAGAGCUUCUCAAUUUGGGAAGUAACAAUUUUGUUGGCACAAUUCCACUAGAAAUAUUCAAUAUCUCAACAUUACAACAGUUCUCCAUAGUACAAAAUCACCUCUCAGGCACUCUUCCAUCAGAUCUGGGCCACUUCCUUCCAAAUCUAAGGGGAAUCUUUUUUGGAUGGAAUGAACUUAGUGGGAUGAUUCCAGCCUCUAUUUCCAAUGUUUCACAACUCAGUACACUCGACUUGUCAGGAAACGCAUUCUUGGGCUCAAUUCCAAAAACACUUGGUAAUUUAAGGCUCCUCCAGCGGCUCAACCUUGGAUUCAAUAAUUUGACCAUUGAAUCUUCAGAGUUGAGUAUUUUCUCGUAUUUUUCAAACAACGCAUAUCUCAAAAUUUUGCGCUUGUCUAGGAAUCCACUAAAUGGAGUCCUUCCUAAUUCCAUUGGAAACCUCUCGACCUUUCUUGAGCAACUUGUCCUCACUGGUUGCAAUAUUAAGGGCAACAUUCCCAUUGAUAUUGGCAAUUUAAGUAGAUUGACAUUUAUGUCCCUAGGCGGCAAUGAUUUGGCUGGACCUAUUCCAACUACAAUAGGAAGAUUAAGCGUGCUCGAACAGUUGUCCCUUUCUGGUAAUAGACUAAAAGGUCCAAUCCCGUCUGAUAUCUAUUACUUAGGGAGAUUGGGAAGUUUAGAUUUAGCUGGCAACAAGCUUUCCGGACAGAUUCCCGAAAGCAUAAAUAAUAUGACUUCAUUAAUAUCUCUCAACUUAAACUUCAACCAAUUAACUUCAAGGAUUCCUUCAAGCUUGUGGAGGUUGACACAUCUCUUGGUGGUCGACUUGUCAUCCAAUUUCCUAAGUGGGUCUCUUUCAUUAGAGAUUGGAAAUAUGAAGGCCCUAACAUUGUUGAAUUUAUCAAGAAAUCAACUAUCCGGUCAUAUCCCAGAAACAAUUGGUGGGCUCAUAACUCUAGUCAGUCUCUCUUUGGCAGUCAAUCAAUUAGAGGGCUCCAUUCCUAUAUCUUUUGGUGGAUUAGUAAGCUUGGAGGUAUUAGAUCUUGCUGGUAACAACUUAUCUGAAGAGAUACCCAAGUCCUUAGAAGUGCUACGGUACCUCAAAUAUCUAAAUGUCUCCUACAAUAAACUACGAGGAGAAAUUCCAACACAAGGACCAUUUGUUAACUUCUCAGCUGAAUCAUUCAUGUCAAAUGAUGCGCUCUGUGGUGUGGCUAGACUGAAUGUUCCUACAUGCAAAGACACUUCUCUUGGACCAAAAAAGGCAAUGGGUGUGCGUAUACUAAAAUAUAUACUGCCCACAUUGGGGUUAACGAUACUUGUAGUAUCCGUUGUACUAGUCUCAAGAAAACUCCAUGGGAAGAAGAAUUCAAAACUUUCCAACAACAAAGACUCAAUGCCUUUAUCAACAUGGAGAAGAAUUUCCCACCAACAACUUUUACAAGCAACAGAAGGGUUCAGUGCAAACAACUUACUUGGAGAAGGGAGUUUCGGCUCAGUUUAUAAAGGGACACUCUUAGAUGGAACAUACGUUGCAAUAAAAGUUCUAAACUUGGAACUAGAAGGUGCAUUCAAAAGUUUUGACAUAGAAUGCGAGAUAUUACGACACAUUCGUCAUCGAAAUCUUGUCAAAAUCAUUAGCGUUUGUAGUAACAUUGACUUCAAAGCACUUGUUUUGGAAUACAUGCCAAAAGGAAACCUAGAAAUGUGGUUGUAUUCUAACACCCAUUGCUUGAAUAUGCUACAAAGGCUAAAUAUAAUGAUUGAUGUGGCAACGGCACUUGAAUACCUUCAUCUUGGUUAUUCAACACUUAUUGUUCAUUGUGAUUUGAAGCCGAGCAAUGUCUUAUUAGAUGAAGAUAUGGUUGGACAUGUUGCUGAUUUUGGCAUUGCCAAACUCCUAAGUGAUGGAACUUCUCUCACGCAAACAAUGACUAUGGCUACAAUUGGAUAUAUGGCACCAGAGUAUGGAUCUGAAGGAAUUGUUUCUGCAAGAGGUGAUGUUUAUAGUUAUGGAAUCUUAUUGAUGGAAACUUUCACAAGAAAGAAGCCCAUUGAUGAUAUGUUUACUGGCGAAAUGAGCUUAAAGCGUUUAGUAGAGGAAUCAUUUUCGCUUUCGAUACUUGAAGUUAUUGAUUCCAAUUUGCUGAGCAAUGAAAAUGACUAUGCUGCUAUGGAGACCUGCUUAUCAGCAACUAUGGGCUUGGCUUUGCAUUGUUGUGCAGAUCUGCCUGAACAGAGGAUCGAUAUAAAAAAUGUUUUAGCUAGACUUAACAAGAUCAAAUUAAAGUAUCUACAUGAUCAACAAUCAGGCUAG